AUUCCCAGCGUGAGCAGGUGAAGCAUCCUCCUCAUCCAUCUGACAGCCUAGCCCUCGUCAUCCACAUUCACCAUGGGACUCUUCUGCUGGACUGGACGCUUCGCCCUCUGCCUGCAGCUGGUGCUGGGCACAGCUCUGAACGAUCUGCCAGCCUGCAGUGAGAGCGACUAUCAUUAUGAAUACACAGAAUGUGACAGCACUGGAUCCAGGUGGAGGGUUGCAGUACCAAAUAGAGAAAAGCAUUGCGUUGGAUUGCCAGACCCUGUAAAAGGAAAAGAUUGCACUUUCUCCUGUGAUUCUGGCCAGUUCUUGGACAUUAAAUCCCAGUCAUGCACACAGUGUGCUGCAGGAACAUACUCACUGGGAACUGGGAUCAAAUUUGACGAAUGGGAUGAGAUGCCAUCAGGAUUUUCCAAUGUGGCAACGUUUAUGGAGACCACUGCUGACUUUUCUGGAAACAAACCUGAUAGCUGUGAUAACUCUUCAUGGGUUCCUCGAGGAAACUACAUUGAAUCAAAUCGGGAUGACUGCACUGUGUCUCUUAUCUACGCUGUGCAUCUGAAGAAAUCUGGUUCUGUGUCCUUUGAGUACCAAUACUUCGACAACAACAUCUUUUUUGAAUUCUUUAUUCAAAAUGACCAAUGUCAAGAAACAAGUUCCUCAUCAGAUAAGUGGGUGAAACUCUCUGAGAACAGCGAAUGGAUGCAACAUUCGGUGUCUUUAAAAUCUGGAACCAACAUUUUGUAUUGGAGAACCACUGGCAUUCUUCUGGGAUCAAAGGUGGUGAAGCCUGUCAUGAUAAAGAACAUUACUAUUGAAGGAGUUGCAUACACAUCUGAAUGCUUUCCUUGUAAACCCGGUACAUUCAGCGAUAAACCAGGAUCUUCUUUUUGCAAGAUCUGUCCUAGGGACAUGUAUUCAGACAAAGGAGCUAAGGCAUGCAGUAAUUGUAUCCGGGAAACACAAUACUCAGAUGAAGGAGCCAGCAAGUGCCUAACUCGUCCUCCAUGCUCGGCUAAAGAUAUGUUUCAGAUACACACUCCUUGUGACAAUGAAGGAAAGACUCAGAUCAUGUAUAAAUGGAUUGAGCCAAAGAUAUGCAGAGAAGAUGUUUCUGGUGCAAUGAUGCUUCCAGCUUCUGGGAAGAAAGAAGAUUGCCCCCCCUGCAACCCAGGCUUUUAUAGCAAUGGGACAUCUUGUUCUCCUUGCCCAUUUGGGACCUUUUCUGAUGGCAUACAAGAGUGUAAACCGUGUGCUGCUGGCACGGAGCCCGUUCUUGGAUUCGAAUAUAAGUGGUGGAAUGUUCUUCCUGCCAACAUGAAGACAUCCUGCUUUAAUGUAGGAAACUCAAAAUGUGACGGAAUGAAUGGUUGGGAAGUUGCUGGAGAUCAUGUCCAUAGUGGAACCGGUGGAACUGACAAUGAUUACUUGCUUCUAAAUCUGCAUGUUCCAGGAUUUAAACCUCCAACAUCUGGAGCAAAUGGUGCAGAAAUUGGCAGGAUCACUUUUGUGUUUGAAACCAUUUGCUCUGCUGACUGUGUCCUGUACUUUAUGGCGGAUAUUAACAGAAAGACUACUAGUGUGGUGGAGUCAUGGGGAGGAAACAGAGACAAGCAGUCCUACACUCACAUUGUAUCUAAGAACGCAACGUACAUGUUUACCUGGGCGUUUCAGAGGACCAAUCAAGCUCAAGAUAGCCGACUUUACGUAAAUGAUGUUGUAAAGAUCUAUUCAAUAACUGCCACCAAUGUUAUUGAUGGAGUCUCAUCGAGCUGCCAUGUCUGUGCCAUGGGGUCUCCGCAGUUUGGAUCUUCCUGUGUUCCUUGUCCUGCUGGUCACUAUAUUGAGAAGGAGAGCAGCUCAUGUAAGGAAUGUCCACCUAACACAUACUUAUCCCCUCAUCAAGUCAAUGGAAAAGAGGCGUGCAUCCCAUGUGGUCCUGCAAGCAGAAGCAAUAAGGAUCACUCAGCCUGUUACAGUAACUGCAACUUCUCCUAUAUGCAUGAAAACCAGAGCUUGACGUACGACUUUCACAAUCUCAGCAGCGUGGGAACUCUCAUUAAUGGACCCAGCUUUACUUCCAAAGGAACAAAAUACUUUCAUGUUUUCAACAUAAGUUUGUGUGGAAAUGAAGGGAAAAAGAUGGCAUUGUGUACUGACAACAUUACUGACGUCACGACAAAAGAGAUGGAAGCAGAAGCAGAAGACGUGUCUAAUUAUGUGAAGACCUUUGUUUGUCAGUCCACCAUCAUUCCAUCAGACAGCAAAGGCUUCCGCACAGCGCUGUCAUCUCAGUCUGUCAGCUUGGCCGAUGCUUUUCUAGGUGCUACAACUGACCGAAGUCUCAAUGGAAUCACCAUUAAACCUGAUAUAUUCCCUUCUCAGAAAAAGAUACCUGAUAUCAAUUUCUUUUACAAGUCUUCUGCAGUUACUUCGUCAUGUGAAAAAGGAAGAGCUACAGUUAUAUCUUUGCGGUGUGAUCCCACAAAACCUGGUCAGGGUGAUAUUUCGGUUCCCAGAUUGUGUCCUGCAGGUACAUGUGAUGGGUGCAAUUUUUACUUACUCCGGGAAACAGCAGAAGCAUGCCCUCUUUGUACCGAAAAUGACUACCAGAAAAUAGAAGGAGCUUGUAAAAAUGGUCACCAGGAAACACAUUAUGUUUGGAAUGAGCCCAAACUCUGCAUGCACGGCGUCUCCCUGCCAGACAAAAGGACUGCAGCCUGUGAAUCAAUAGACUUCUGGCUGAAAGUGGGUUCUGGGGUGGGUGCAUUUGUGGCUGUUCUUCUUGUAGCACUGACCUGCUACUUCUGGAAGAAAAACCAGAAGCUAGAAUACAAGUACUCUAAGAUGAUCAUGACCGCUAAUUCCAAGGAGUGUGAGCUCCCUGCUCCAGACAGCUGUGCUAUAAUGGAAGGAGAAGACAAUGACGAUGAUAUAGUAUAUUCCAAUAAACAGUCAUUGCUGGGAAAACUGAAGUCACUUGCAACAAAGGAGAAAGAACACUGUUUUGAAUCUGUACAGCUGAAAUCCUCACGGCCACAAAAUAUAUGAAGCCCAGACAUUGCCUUUGAGACUGUGAAAAUAAUUUUUUGUAGGAAAAAGCAUAUCAUAAAAAGAAAUCAGUAGACGGUACCAAUAGAAAAAAAUAAGGCACUGAAAAAAAAUCAUAAAGAAAAUCUUUGCUGCCUUAUUACUUAUAGAUAGAGUAUUUUGCCAAAAAUGGAAUAUGUGGAAGUGUAGAAUUCAAGUUCAACUCAGGACAAGCAAAUUGAAACUGAAGAUGUUAAGCUUAUUGUGUGUUGCUUUUGCAUGUUGUAUCCUGUGUUUUUACCUCUCACCUCCUGACACUUAUUGCACAGAAAUAACAAUUAUCUUGAAGUUCAGAAGACUUUCUUUUCCACCCAUCUUUGCUUUAAAUGGUCACUAACUUUUUGGACAACUUUGCAUAAAUCAAUAGUACAAGCAACCAAACAUGUUAGUUAUGUUGACAGCGGUUUACCUCCCCCCGUUGCUAUUUGCUUUGCACUUUGAAAAAUGCCUUAAUCCCGUCCUAGACGGACCAACUCCACAGGAGGAUCAUAUUACACAUGUCAGUCUAUGAAGAGAGGAGGGGGGAGGAGUGAGCAGGAGAACACACAGAAAAGCAGACCGCCAUGGGCUGAGAUACAAACUUCCUAAGUGCUUUAUUCACACCCAUACAGGUCAGUACCUCUCUGUUCUCCAUGAUCUUGGGGCUGCUUCUGAGUGAGUAAGAGAAGGUUUAGAAGCAGAUUUUUCUUUACAUUCUGUGUGCAGUGGAUUAGAACUAGUCUUCACCCACCAUCUCUGGGAGAACGGCAAACUAGACAUUCCCUAUGCACAGAGAAAAACUGCAAAAAACUGCCAAGUCAUAAAGUGGCCAGAAAUAGUGUUAUUCCUCAUGUACACACAUAGUACUACUGAUUAAUGCAAAGUUUUUUGAAAGGUUAGGUACGCUUUAAAUGUAAGCAGUAAGGGUCCUUUUACACAGGCAGAUAAAUUGGCCAUAACAAGAUCCACUUGACAAAAUAAGCUAGUCGCAAAACUAGCAUUUAUAUUUUACAAAAAUCCUGUGUUUUUUGAUACUGCAAUCAUUUGUGCAAUUGUUUUCCCCUCUCAUGCGCUUUGCAUUAUACACGACAGCCUGUUUACACUACUUGAUGUGCUGCCGGCAAGCAGUCAUUUUAAUAUCAGCAUCCGAGAUGUGAUCAGUGGCAAAAAGGUGAAUUGUAGUUUGCUAUUCGAUGUUUACACUGGACAGUGAGCGUUUGGGCAGUUAGGGCCUCAAGUAAAAGGCCUUUAGCCUAUUGAAAUAUAACAAUGUCUUUCUAAAAGGAAUUGUAGCAGAAGGAUCUCUUUACUGACCAAAAAAUGUCAGUAAAGAAAUCAAUCAAAUAUCCUGUUCUCUAACAGAUUAUUGGACCUUUUAAAUUUAAUUUCCCCUUUCAGUUUUUACAAAAGAAUCAAUCAGAAAAUAGGGGGUGUACCCUGCAAAAUCUUUGGAUGAGAAUGUGCAGUUGUGGCUUUGGUCCAAUACCAUAUUGUAUUCUUAUUGUAUACCAAAUUGCCUGCUUUUCUCUCCAGGAACAGCGCCACAUGUGUCUAAUAUUAUGGCUCCAUUCAAGUGAAUCUCUUAGAAGGCUUAAGGAGGAUCUGUCACCGCUCCUGACUGUCUGUUUUAGUAACUUCUUGCCUCCCCCAUGUAAUAACAUUUCUGGAGCAUUGUUUCAUAUGACUGUAUGUAGUGACAUCCUAUUAUUUCUGCUAGAAGUGUAUGAAUAAUAGGACAUUUGGCUGUUACCAGUUGGGGUGUUACUAUCAGACUGAGCAGUAACAGCCCCCCCACUUGUAACACCUAGAUGGACCUUUAUUCAUAAACAUCUAUCAGGAAUAGUAUGAGAAAUAACACAAUAUAGAGUCAUAAGUUCAAGAAUUGUUAUUCCAUGUGGAAUGCUAUUAUUUACUAUAACAGACACGUCUUCUUUAAAUGGCUUGUCUGCUUUUGCGUUCUGUAAUGGUGAAAUAAAUACUGGCUCAUUGCUUACACCAGCCUCCUUCCCCACUCUCUAUGGGUGCCUAUGUAAACCUCCAUGUCCGCAGCAUCCAAGAUGAUGGCAGUCCCGAUUUACCAUUGUGGCCGCAUCCCCCGCUGCAUCCUCUAUUGCACUGCUGCCGAAAGCAUUCAGUGCAGGUGCAGAUACAGGAGAUUCUGAUACUGUGCUUUCAGCUCCUGCCUAGUAGAGGAUACAGACGAAGAGGCGGUCAUGUGGGUGAAUGGGAUGACUGCUGCUAUCUCGGAUGCUAUGAACACGGCCGUCUGUUUACAUACAGCACCCAUGUGUGCUGUAGUAGUAGUCGCCCAUAUUCCUGCCUGGAAGGUUACUGGAUGUCAGCACGCUUGUUGAGUAGCAGAAUAAGCUUGCACAGAGCCAAUUGCAAUAGCAAGGUGUAAUUAAAGGGAUAUGAAGAUAAAUGAUGUUUUAUAAAAGGAGUUGGCGGGGACCAUGGUUUGGUACGUACUGCAGGACUUUUAUUCUCAAUGUUUAGAAGUAGAAUGGUAAGAAUGGGUAGGGAACUUUAUUUUGAAUCUCCUCACUACUAAAACUCAUCAUUUUCCUAAUUUUCCUACUGAUAACUGUCAAAUUAUGGAAUGGUUUAUUGUGGAAUGAGUUGUACAAAUUCUGAAUGUCAUGUUAAUUCUUUAUACCUUUGUAGGUAGUUUAUAUAGUUGGCUUUGCACACAUACAUUUGGCCCCCAACUAAACCAGUAUCAAUUUAAACUGGUAUGUGUAAGUGGACCUUUUAUCUGGCUGAUAUCAAUACUAUGCAAAAAAAACUAAUAUGUAAAUGAUCAUGUGAGACCCCAAUAUGCGAUUUGGAUGUUUUAUUCAAAUUGCUAAGAAAUUGGCUAUUUUGUUCUACAAAUUGUAACAAUCCCAAUAGAUUAUAAAUGUGCCACUUAGCUACACUGCCCAGAAUUAACAUGGGACUUGCUGGGGGCUGAAAUCUUUGCUUUUGGUCAGUGAUUUUGUCCCUCCAUUGGACAGUAUAUUUAUGCCGCCCUUUAUUGGGGUGAUCUGAAACUGUACUUCUGAGCCCUAGCUGUAGCACUGCUUUAUUAUUGCUUUAAUAUACAGUAUGUCAUGUUUACACAGUAAUCGAUAUAUGAAUAAUGUACAAAGAGGCUGCUCUGACACCCAGCCCCACAAAGUCAGCUUUGUAUGAUCAGUCAAUGUAAAUGCACAACAUACAUUGCAGUCUAAAAAUGCAGUAACUGCCCUCCUUAGUGAGCUGCUCCAUUUUUUUAAGGAUUUCCCAUAAGCUAGUGCCUUGUACUUUCAUACCUUCAUUGAGACAUACUAUAUCUUCACCAUUAACAUUAUGGUUCUGGAUUACAAAUUAAAUUUAAUUCCUGCUAUCCCCUCAUAUUUUGUAGCAUGUUUUGGAUUACCACUUUAAUUGGAGUCUACAUUCAGUUUCACAUAUGGCAAAUUUAGUAGCCAUACCUGGAAUACCAGUUUAUAUUUACACUGGCAUUGAAAUGCCAUAUGGAAAUGACAUAACUGAUGCAUUUUUAGUUACUCCAAGUGCUGGGAUGUUAACACAGAAAAUUCCACCAUCUUGCAAAAUUCAAACAAAGUACCUCCUCCUAGUCAAUCCCAGUGCAUUAAAUGUUUUGCCAUUUGCUACAGUUAAUUAGUCACUAAACUUUCAAAAAUUUUGGAUAAAUCAGUAAUACCAGUGAUUAUAAGACACUUUGUAAUAUAUCUUAUCAGAGAAAAAGGUCUCUUUCUCCCUCUAGCAGCUCACUCCUCCUCUCUCUCCAUAGACGUCUAUGGGCAGCAUGUAAUCCGAUCGUUCAGUGAGCUGGCAGUCCGUCUUGGUCUCUCAAGAUGGAUUUAGUGGACAAUUCAGAGUCUGAUAAGUGGAGGGGCAUUUUCUCUAUUACAACACUUUUUACAUUUACCUGUAUUCAGGGGCGUAGCUAAAGGCUCAUAGGCCCUUGUGCAAGAGUUCUGCUUGGGCCCCCCUUCCCUCAGAGCUUUGUGGCCAGGGGAAGGGAAGCACAUAGCCUUCUUUUAAAAAUUGAAACUGCUCCCCCCCCCACGCCAAAUUCUUCACCUAACCCCUUCCCUCCAGCCAGAGGUGUAACUUGACCAGCAUGCAUUUUCUAUAAUGCCGGUGUUUUCUUAUGCCACACAAGGGUCUUUGGGCCUCCUCAGGAUCCUAGGCCCAGUAGCAACUGCUACCUCUGCACCCCCUAUAGCUAUGCCCCUGCCUGUAUUAUUGAUUUAUAGAAAGUUUUUUGAAAGUACAGUGACCGUUAAUGCUAGUGUGAAUGGGACCAGUUUACUAGCACUAAGAUACCAACACCACAGAAAUAGGCUUUCUCUGGAGUGUAUGUCGGUCUUGUCAUUAGUUAGCUUCCUUUUUAGCCUUCCUACUUACCGAGGGAGUAAAAUACAGACUAUUUAAAUACACUGUACAUAAAUAUAGAAAAUCUAAAAAAGUUCUGUUGCAGUUGGUGUACAUUUUGUUAUUCCGUGGAUUCUAGAUUUGUGUUGAUAUAUGUAUGUAUAUAUAUAUAUAUAUAUAUAUAUAUAUAUCUUUAUGAUUUAUUGAAAAAAGUAUAUUAUUUUAAAUAAAUCGGCUUUCCUUGUUUUAAAAGUAAUUUAUUGCUCUCCUCACAAUGAAUAUUUCUACCAUUAGAAAAUGUAUAUGUUGUAUGUAAUGUAGUUAUGUGUUUCUUACAUUGUUGAACAUUUUUAUUCAGUAUGAAAGAUGGAUAUUUUUAGGGGUUUUCCUGUGAGACAUAUUAUAUAUGGCAUAUUUGCUUUAUCAAUACUGACAUACUGUUUAAUAAAAACUCUUUGGUUGUUUA
Molecule: messenger RNA, 7900 nt
Organism: Bufo gargarizans (Asiatic toad)
Lineage: Eukaryota; Metazoa; Chordata; Amphibia; Anura; Bufonidae
Gene: ELAPOR2
Product: endosome-lysosome associated apoptosis and autophagy regulator family member 2
Exons: 22
Coding region: 73-3051 (992 amino acids)
Biological process (GO): positive regulation of BMP signaling pathway
Source: RefSeq, a predicted model, not a curated record